UACUUUGACAUGUAUUUUAUAAUAACAAAAAUGUAUACAAAUAUCAUGUCCGGAAUUUAAACUAAUGCACUAUACACACGUAUAUCUAAUUAUCAUGAUUAUAGGUUUCUGAAGAGCUUUUGCGCGAUGUUGUACAAUUAGUAAAUAGUGAUCCUGUGAUGAAGACCUACGACUUCUUGAAGAAAAGAAAUAUAGCUUGCUGGGGAAGUGUUUUACUUAUACCAUUGCUUUUAUUAUUGGCCACACUGGUUUCAUUAAUUGUACUAGUAGCCACUUCAACUAGAGACCGGCCAGAUAUCGUUUACUUACCUUUCGUAUUUAUACUGAUGAUAUUAGCGGGGGCUGUUCUUGAUUUCCAUUCAACAAUUGUGGUUAUACUGGUUUUGGCUGUUCCCAGAUAUUACCACCGAGAAAAGAUAGACAUGGACCUCCAGAUGAAAAUAUGCAGCCAGUUUUUAAGAAGAUGCAUCAGUAAUGACGUCAUCAUUGUUUUCUCGGGACGAAAGAAUCGCGAACCGAGCCUUCAAGUGGUCAGAUACAAUUUUAGCAAAUGUCAGGACUAUUUGGAAUACUUUAUCCAAGAACGCCGCCACCUUUUCCCUGCAGAUUUGAACAUCAGCCCAAAGGAAUACGCUUUGAAUUUGAUUGAAAUUCAUACUGCCGAAAUAUCAAAGGUCAUGACCUUGAAUUACGACGAUCUGCCCGAUGCAUCACAGAACCGACAUACCCUUAGGAAAGGAAAAGAAUGUCUCUGUCAAAGAAUAGAAAGAUGUCUCUCACAUGUCGAGAGAACAAACAUCAUUUGACACUGCUCGUAAAAUGUUUGUUUUGUCUAGAGUGUUUUCGAAAAGACAGAACCGGCAAAUUAUGCUUAUAAAGACGUUAUAACACUUGUGAAAUUAAAACAUCGCUUUCAUUCGAAUAUAGUUCAUAGAUAAGAAAUUAAAAAAAAACACAAGGAAACGGUCAUGGUAUAUGUAAAAGUUUUUUUAUUACAAUGAGUGAUAUACAGUAACUAUUAUGGAUCAAAUCACGCCGAUGCAGCCCAGUGUUUUCUUGAUAGAUGUAAGAAUAUGUAUUCACUUCUAAUCAUUCAUUUGUCAGUGUAUCAGAUACCGUUGUAAAGUCAGUUACCAAAAACAGAUGAUUUGGUUUUUAUCACAUAACUGUAGGAUUUUUCAUUUAUUGAGGUGAAGUUCAGACACAAAGUUUUCUUAAAUAUACAUGUACAUUUUUGGCCAUGAGGAAAAAAAACUUGACUGGAAAGGAUGCCAUAUCAAACAACAACGCACGCCAAACUGAUACCUGAUUCCGUUUAGAUGUGCACUUUUACAGAGCAUAUAAAUACAUUUUCAGCUUGCCGUAUUGAAAGACAUCAUGUGCUAUGCAAAUAUAAUUUAUACCAUUAUACAGACCUUUAACAAUAUUGUGUAUGCACGUUUAUUUGUAUGUAAAGCAUUUACAAAAGAAUGUUGAUUCGUUUUAAAGUCCAAUCGGCGCUAUAAAGGCCAUAUGGUAACUUUUUUCCAGCUUUACUAGUGAAGGUAGACAUCAGGUGCCAAUCUGUGUGUUAAUUUGAUUAGAUCGGGCUGACGGUCAAAGAUGACUGGUUCCUUAAAAUCCUUUUCAUCUUCUUUUUAUUAAUACAACGUCACUUCAAUCAUCCCAGUCCUGUCACUUUUCCCGUGGGGAGUUUUUAGGUUUCCAUUUUAUCUUUUUAUUGUGAAGAAAUUUCAUUUAAUUUAUGUGACGUUAUGCUCAGUCUUAUCAUUGUCAAGUUAGGCUGAAUUGAUUAUAUAUUUUUUUAAAAACAUUAACUGUUAAAAUGGUGAUUGACGAACAGUUGAUGUUGGAAAAUGUUUAGAAUAAAAUAUAAAGCUGCCUGAAUUAUAAAAAGACUGACCCAUUCUUUAUAUAAAUUAAUUGAACUAGAAAAUAAUACUUAAGGAAAAACCGAUUUCGGUUCUCU
This is a messenger RNA of Ruditapes philippinarum (Manila clam), 1969 nucleotides long. RefSeq lists its product as uncharacterized. NCBI's taxonomy places the organism in Eukaryota, Metazoa, Mollusca, Bivalvia, Venerida, Veneridae. The record is from RefSeq and is a predicted model, not a curated record. The transcript has 5 exons. Bases 159 to 806 code for a protein of 215 amino acids.